GGCUCACAGAGCUCCGCUGUGCCUGUGGCGGACACGUCUCACAUGUGAACAACCGUAACUUUUAAAUGACACUUCUAAAGGAUUAUUACUGGAAAUACUCAGGGUGAGCCGCUGUAGCACAUCUGACAUGGACACCAAACGCCAGAGUGUGGUGAUGGAGCGACUUGUAAAUGAGUUGGGUUCUCUGCUGAAGAUGCUCGACCACGAGACGGUCAGUCCUGCAACCGCUGAAAAGAUGGCCUCCAUACGCAACAUCCUGGACUCACUGCAGCUGUCAGUCAAUGGAUCAGACGUCUACAUGAACAGCUGUCUCUAUGGCAACGGCACAAGCUUUGUAGAGUCUCUGUUUGAGGAUUUUGACUGUGACUUGCACAUGCUCAGUGCAUCUCCAGUGGAGCAGAAAGAGCACAAAGAGGAAGAGGAGAAGACUCAUCCCAAUAAAUCUACACCUACCGACACGCCCCCUCCUCUGCCAACCACCCCCCUUCCUGAUGACUACUAUGAAGAGGCUGUUCCUCUGGAUCCCGGAUCCACCCCUCAGUACUUUACCACCAAUAUCCACACUUCCAUGAACUCAGUGGAGGACGCUUACUAUGAAGAUGCAGACAAUAACUACCCCACCACCAGGAUCAACGGUCCUCCCAAAAACUCCUACAAUGACUCAGAUGCGCUGAGCAGUUCCUAUGAGUCUUACGAGGAAGAGGAUGAGGAGGCAAAGGGGCGGGACCAACCUCAGAGAUGGACAAAUGAGGAAAGCUCAGAUGGACCAGUUAGAGACUGCCGCAUCUGCGCCUUCCUGCUGCGAAAGAAACGCUUUGGCCAAUGGACGAAACAGCUGGUCGUCGUGCGAGACAGUAAACUGCAGUGUUAUAAGAGCAUCAAAGAGAGCACUCCCCACACAGAGCUCCCCCUGAAUCUGUGCAACGUCAUCUAUGUCCCUAAGGAGGGCAAGAAAAAGAGACAUGAGCUGCGUUUCUCUUUGCCUGGAGGCGAAGCCCUAGUCCUGGCUGUUCAGAGCAAAGAGCAGGCCCAGCGGUGGCUCAAGGUGGUGCAAGAUGUUGGCAGCCAAUGUAGCAAGACUGAAGGACCAGAUGGAUCCACUUCUCCCAUUAUACAGAGGAAGUUGGAGCUUGACAAGGUGCUGCAGUCUGAGCGGCAGGCAUCAGACUCAGACAGCGGGCCAACAGCAGACAAUCAGUCUACUGCACAUGUACCAGGACGGGACACCACUGACUCACUCAGCCGGGGGAAGCGCGGAGCGUUCUCAGAGCUGACCGGGUCGAUGAGCCGAGCAGCAGGGAAGAAAAUCAAUCGGAUCAUCACUUUCUCCAAACGGAAACCGCCUUUACCGGGAGAGCCUCCCUCAUCUUCUGGUAAUCAUGACAACCCACGCUGUGGCUACCUCAGUGUGUGUCUGAGCGGCUCUUGGAAGGAGCGUUGGUGUGUGGUGCGAGAAGGAAGCCUGUACCUGCAGAAGGACCCUGGAGACCAGCGGCCGCCAGUCAUUGUGGUGCCACUCAAAGGGGCAGAGGUGGUGCCAGGUGGCCCCGGCCCCAAACAUCCCUUCUCCUUCCGCAUCCUGCAGGGAGGCAACGAACUGGCAGCUUUAGAGGCCAGCUGCUCGGAGGAUCUUGGCCGCUGGCUUGGUGUGUUGUUUGCAGAGACCGGGAACGUCACUUUGCCUGAAGAGCUGCACUACGAUUACAUCGAUGUGGACACACUCACAGACAUACGGCACGCUGCCAGACACUCCUUCCUGUGGGCCACUACCACGGCUGCUUCCUCCAGCAGUGCCUCGACAGACUCCAGAACUUACGAUGAAGUCUAUGAAAGUGUUGAGGAUGGGGAUGUCGAGAGCAGAGCGGGCCAGGUGAGACGCCACGCCUCCUUCUCCAGCAGGGACUCUGAGAAAACUGAACAGCAGGCCGCCAUUAAGAGACAUGCCUCCAAUGUAAAUCAGUAUGGGCGGUAUGGGAAGACGCGAGCAGAGGAGGAUGCCAGGCGGUACCUGACACAGAAGGAGGAGCUGGAGAAGCAAAAGGAGGAGCUCAGAAAUGCACUGAUUUCUCUCCGCAGGGAGAAGAAGGAGGUGAAGGAGGGGAUGAAGAGUGGCACAGGUAAGGGUGUGGAACAGCGGUUAGCUGAGCUGGAGACGCUGUGUAAACAGAAGGAGGAGGAGAGAGUGGAGCUAGAGCUCCGACUGACAGAAGUCAAAGAAAACCUGAAGAAAUCAUUGGCUAGAGGAGCAAUGGGUCCGCCCACUGACACCAAGAUCAGUGUCAAGGCACAGGGCAGUAAAGUUGAAAAGGUUUACAAUGAGACUGUGCCAGUGAACUCAGCAUCUGAGCUUCGUAAACGCCCUCCGUCUCUUUACGCCUCCUCCAAGGGGAGCGUCAUGCAGAAGGCAAAGGAGUGGGAGUCAAAGAAGGGGACCUAGACUGAACGUGAACGGAUCGACAGAUGGAUUGAUGGAGAGAAAAAAACUGAGCUGUGACAGGAAGACAUGUAAAGGAAGAAACAGAUGAAGAGCAAGAAAAAGUGGCACUGAGAAGAGGAAGAAGAGAAGGAGGACAGAGGACAGACUCUGACACAUUCCUCCCUCCUCUUAUCUAAAGAAAAAGAGAAAUCUUUUGCAAGUCCAGGCAGCACGGUGCUGUCUCCAACCACUGUAAAUACAACAGACUUGAUGUACCAGUACAGUAUUAAUGUGGAUCUCUAUGAACAUGAAAUCUAUAUGUUUGUGUGAGUUUGCAUGUGUGUUUACAUUUGCACUGGGCUGCAGAAAGUGAAAAUGUGAUUACUUCAUAGACGUGCAAAGCAAAGGGAGAGUAUGGUUCAUCAACACUGUGAGUUCAGAGUUACAGACAAGACUUCCUAUCUACACCCACUGAUUUUAUUCCCUUUUACAUAUUUGUCACUGUACAAUGAAAAACUAAAGUAAAGAAAUUAUUACCUUAAAUUAUCAUUAUCAAUAGUGAGAGAAGCAUCUCACAUCUUGUGAUGUGUAUUUAAACCAUUAGGGAGAUAUAUUGAGUAUGACACUGUUCCUGAAACCAAUGAGUAAAUGUUUGUUAUUGCAAUGUGAAACUAUUCGUUUUUAACCAUUAUAUGUAUUUUUUCCAUAUUUGCCUUUUGCACUUUAUCUUGUUAUAUUUUGUGGUUACACAAAUGUCUUGGAAAUUAGCCUUUGCACCCCUCUUAGCAGAAUCAUUUGAGGAUAAAUGCCCAUGUCUGCUUUCCCUGCUCAUCACAGAGAUAUGAACAAAUACACACAUGUUGGAGUAAAUGAUUACUUUAUC
Seriola dumerili (greater amberjack) is the source of this 3299-nucleotide messenger RNA. RefSeq names its product actin filament-associated protein 1-like 1. Bases 128 to 2437 code for a protein of 769 amino acids. The transcript is spliced from 19 exons. NCBI's taxonomy places the organism in Eukaryota, Metazoa, Chordata, Actinopteri, Carangiformes, Carangidae. Gene Ontology annotation, molecular function: SH3 domain binding. The record is from RefSeq and is a predicted model, not a curated record. Gene Ontology annotation, cellular component: cytosol.